CGAGACCUUUUUCCUGUGCUCACUGCAAAUUCGUCGACGAAAAGCCAAAGUUAUGAGCAACGACCUCCGCACCUUCGAAGUCGUGAUCCAGAACGUCGACCGCGUGCCCGUCACCCUCGGCUUCUACUACACCGGCUGGGCGCUCGCGCUCGCGAAGCCCGCGGAUGAAGACUCGAACAACCCCCUUGAACAAGCGCCCAUCACCACGACCCUCAGCACCGUCUCGCACGAUCUCCCUUUCCCGCCGCCGAACCCCGCGACGGGCCGCCAGGUCUUCUGCAUGAAGACGUAUUCGGAGAACGAAGGCAUCCUCCCACAACUCGUCAGGCUGGGCGUCGUUGAGAAGAUGAACACGGUGGAGCUGCAGAACGGCCCACUGGUGGAGGUCCUUCUGGACGAUAUGGAAAUAGCGCACGCGUGCUUGAAGUGCGUGCGGGAAUAUGGACCGCUGGGAUUGUCGAAGCCAUUCGAGCUGCCGGGCGAGCCGCGCCUCUCGCGGUGCUCCAAAUGCAAGGUCGCGCGCUACUGCAAUGCGGAGUGCCAGAAGGAGGACUGGGAGAUGCAUAAGCAGAGUUGCAAGCUAUGGCGCACGCGCCCUUCCGAGGCGGCGCGCCUGAUGGAGAACCGACGCCGGGCCGACGUGAGCAGCUUCCUGGACUCAUCCGGCUUCCAGACGAUCAACCUGCAUGAACACAUGGUACACCGAACGGAAGCCUAGGGACCGGCGAGUCAAAGAGUUUUUCAGCGGUCUUGAGCAAGAACGAAAGAGGGAAACGAAGCCAGAUUGUGUACUUAUGAAAGACUUGUAGCAUUGUCGUGUGAAAUGAUAGCUUCUUAAAGACUC
Messenger RNA from Schizophyllum commune H4-8, 844 nucleotides. RefSeq lists its product as uncharacterized. The transcript is spliced from 2 exons. NCBI's taxonomy places the organism in Eukaryota, Fungi, Basidiomycota, Agaricomycetes, Agaricales, Schizophyllaceae. The record is from RefSeq and is a predicted model, not a curated record. The coding region runs from base 53 to 718 and encodes 221 amino acids.